GUGCAAAUUCAGGAAAUGGUCAGGGAGAGAACAUGUCUCAGCCAGAUGCCAGCUUUCUCAGAGCCUGCCGGGGAGGAGUCUUCAUUCAUCGGGACCACAACAAAUUCCUUCCCCAACUCAGGAGGGACCCAUGAGGAACACGCAUCAUUGGCCCGAUACCUGGAGGUAGAAAGCUGUACUCAAGACCCACAGCAUGAAAAAAGACAAGACAGAGAACACAACACUCCUAGCCAUUGGUGGGAAGACCUUGAACAUGAGUUGAGCAUCCCAGAAGCCAAGUGUGGAAUUCUGUCCCCAGGGGGGCUCUUCGCACAUCUCCCCCAGGAUGCCAGUGCUGGGCACAGGGACCCUGAGGCUCUCUCUGUCGCUUCCACUGAACACACAGAUCCUGCCCUCACCCUGCAAAAUGUGUGCGAUGGGCCAAGGGGCAGGGAAGUGGCGUGUGUGAUGGAGUGUUUUGAAGCUGGUGACCAAGGAGCAUGUUGUGAUGCCACGGGUCCUCGUGUGGCAGCACCAGUGGAUAAAUAUUUGCCUCAAGAAAUUUGCUCCACAGACUUCGCACUGGCAGGAGGUCAAAGCAGAGCCAAAUACCUUGCUGUUUCCAUUGCUGAGAAUAACCAUGCAGAUGGUGCUGAGGAGAGCUCACCUCAGGCACCAGAGGAGAAUAUUGUCCAAUUUCCUUCCAAUGUACAGUUGGGUCAUAUUUUAAGUGGCCCCACCACCAAACCUACAGAAGACCCACUUUGCAUGGCAUCCAGUGUACCAAGGGCCCACGGCCAUGUCCCCCAGCUCCCAGAGGGAGAAAGUUUCUGUAGCGAUUCCCCUCUGCAGAUUGAUAGCCAGACAGGAGAUGAGAGCCAGACCAGGGACAGAGCUGUCAAUAGGAGCCUUAAAGAGCACUUCCAGGAAAAAAGAAGUGAAACAAAGCAGAGGAUCCAGCAGAGGAGCCUGUCCCACCAGGGUUCUCUUUCUGCAGAUGAUUCUCAAGAAAGUGUGCCCACCACAUCUCCUGCACAAGAGGAAAUGAACUGGGUGCCCUUGGAGCACUCACCAGCAAACUCCAGGGAAGAAAGAGGACAGAGCUCAGGCCUGGGGAUGAGUGUCUCCAUGGUGGAUGAAGACAGUCAGGGUCUGAGCAAUGUUUCAUCUCUCUCCAGUGUUCUUCUGGAGGAGUCUAAAGAGAAUGGACUAGGACAUCAGGAAGCAGGCAACAAGCUGAAGAUUGUAACUCUAGAGGCUCCUGUUUCAGAAAUCUGGCCACCAAGAGAACUGACACAUUCUGAGUGCAAAGAGUUGGAAGCUGGUCCCAUAGUUCCUGACAGGGUCUGGGCUGUACCUGAUGUUCUAAAGGCAGAUACUGCUGUGCCUGAACUGGACGCCUCUGGAGGAGCAACAUUGGCUCACAGUCCGCAGCAUGAGUCUGACUCAGCCCUUGCGAAUAACAGAGAGAUCCAUGAAGGUGAAGAACUGGGCCGCAGAGCACACUGGAGCAGUCUUUCCUCCCGGUAUUUGAGCCAACCCAGAUUCCUGGAGUCAUCCGUGGACCCCAUAGAUGAAAAGGCAUUAUGUGUUGCAGAUCCACUACCAGAGGCUUCCAAAACCGGACGGAAGGAAGAUGUUAACAAUGUGAGUCGAGGCCAGGGGGAAAACCAACUCGAGGUGGACCAUCCUGGCUUCUUUAAACAGUUUCUGACCUGCCCUAAAAUCCUAGAGUCCUCUGUCGAUCCCAUUGACGAAACAAGUUUGAUAGAGUGUACAAGAGCUGGACAACAAGUGCCUUCUGAACGCACACAGGGGGUCAUCGGAGAGGGCAGUAAAUUGAAUGAUGGAAACUUGGGCCGGAGAGUGGAAGUCCAACCUGCUGUUUUGCAAGUUCCAGAGGAGACCAUUCCAAGUGAAAACAGAAUCAACAGAAACCAAGAGGACAGUGAGAGAGGGGCAGCCAAACAAAGUCAACACGGUGAGGCAGAAGUGGACGCCCACCCUGCCAUUUGGCAAGUCCCGUGUGCUGAUGGAGGCAGGGAGAGAACUCCAGGUGGAUGCGGCAUAAACCGGACACGAGAAGGCACUGGCAGAAGCUUAGCCGAACAGAGUAAAAAGGACAAAGCAGAGUUCACUUUCCCCACGUCACCUCUUCCUAGUUGUCUUGCGAUGACGACUCCUGCAUCUGUUGUGGUUGACACUCACAAUUCCACAGGCUGGAUUCAUGACAUCUCUGAAAAUGACUUAGUUGAGCCCCUACAUCGUCAGGAUGUAUUUUCUGACUCAAAGGAAAGAGGAACUAUGGAGAAUGAGUGUGGGAAACAUUUGACCUCUUCUAGCGAUCUUACGCGAUUGCCUAGUACUUCAUCUCUUAAACGAAAUAGCACACGCAUUUCAAUAAGCCAUGAAGUUGAGGAACCUAAAACAGAGGAGCCUGAAAUUGGGGAAGCCAAACUCCCAAGCUCAUCUGUCUCACCAACAAUGACUUUGGCAUUCAUUUCAGGAGAAUGUGAGUCAGAGAAAGCCCCCAGGUUACUGCAGGACCUGUGUCAAAAGGGCACCCUGGGAUGCGUGAAAAAGCCAAGGGAAAAGGACAGGCUCAGCCACCUGGCAGCCCAAAUGGGCAAAUUACCAGAGGCCCAACCAGCAGUGACUGGCUCAGAGGAGGUCAAGAAAAAGCAAGAGACCUCAGGAAGUGGACACUUAACUGAGGGAGUAAAGAAGAAAAUUCUGUCCAGGGUGGCAGCCUUGAGACUGAGAUUGGAAGAAAAAGAAAAUGUCAGAGAGAACUCAAGCUUUCUAAAAAAGAUUCCUAAACUAGAGACAUCGUUAUCAUGCCCAGAUGAGAAAAAAGAUUCCAAAAAGUCACCGUGCAAAAGAGAAGGAAAAGCUCCAGUAUUACUGAAAAAGAUCCAAGCCGAGAUGUUCCCUGACCACUCUGGAAAUGUCAAACUAAGCUGCCAGUUUGCAGAAAUUCAUGAAGAUUCUACCAUCUGGUGGACAAAAGAUUCAAAGUCGAUAGCUCAAGUGCAGAGAAGCGCAGGGGACAACUCCACUGUUUCCUUUGCCAUCGCUCAAGCCAGUCAGAAGGACCAGGGUCACUAUUACUGCUGCAUCAAGAACAGUUAUGGAAAAGUGACUGCUGAGUUUAACCUCACAGCAGAAGUUCUCAAACAGCUUUCAAGUCACCAGGAUGUAAGAGGAUGUGAGGAGAUUGAAUUCAGCCAGCUCAUCUUCAAAGAAGACUUUCUCAACGACAGAUACUUCGGGGACCGCCUGCGCGGGCAGAUUGCCACGGAGGAGCUGCACUUCGGAGAAGGGGUCCACCGCAAAGCCUUCCGCAGCAAAGUGAUGCGGGGCCUCAUGCCCGUCUUCCAGCCUGGCCACGCCUGUGUGCUCAAGGUACACAAUGCCAUCGCCCAUGGGACCAGAAACAACGAUGAGCUCAUUCAAAGGAACUACAAACUGGCUGCCCAGGAAUGCUAUGUUCAAAAUACAGCCAGAUACUAUGCCAAGAUCUAUGCUGCUGAAGCACAGCCUCUGGAAGGCUUUGGAGAAGUGCCAGAGAUCAUUCCUAUUUUUCUUAUCCAUCGGCCUGAGAACAACAUCCCUUAUGCAACAGUGGAGGAGGAGCUGAUUGGAGAAUUUGUGAAGUAUUCCAUCAGGGACGGGAAGGAAAUAAACUUCCUGAGAAGAGAAUCAGAGGCUGGACAGAAAUGUUGUACCUUCCAGCACUGGGUGUACCAGAAAACAAGUGGCUGCCUCCUGGUCACGGACAUGCAGGGUGUGGGAAUGAAAUUAACUGACGUUGGCAUAGCAACACUGGGGAAAGGGUACAAAGGAUUUAAAGGCAACUGUUCUAUGACCUUCAUCGACCAGUUUAAAACGCUACACCAGUGUAACAAGUAUUGUAAAAUGCUGGGGCUCAAGUCCCUUCAAAACAACAACCAGAAACAGAAGAAGCCAGGCACGGGGAAAAGCAAAGUGCAGACGAAUUCCACAACAGUGAGGAAGACAGACUCUGGGACCCCAGCAGAAAAGAGAACCUAACAGCCCUCAUUAACUAAUGGCCACCAGCUAGCAGCACAGUCUUGUGAGUGAAAAUCUGCAAACACGCAGAAGAAAAUACACAGCCUGCACAGAGUGUGUGACUGUCCCUGUUCCCAGCUGACUGUGCUCCCACAUGCAUCUAAACCCGUCACCUGCUGUCUUUGCUGAAAUGAUUUCCAAACAGGAUCUGUGACCAGACUUAUGGAAAGACUGAAUCAACUGUCCACUCUUUGUAUACACGUUUAGUAUUUUUACCAACCUCAUGUCAUGUCUGUUUCUGUAUUUGCGUGUGGUUGUGUUGUCGAGAACUUGGUGCUGAGCAGGGUCUGUCCACAACCAAAAUCCUUCCCACCCCAUUCCUAACCUCGGGAUUUCUAGACAUAUCCAGCUGUGAUGUAAACAGAAAUCAUGAAUUCCCCCACUGGGUUGAGCUGCACUAGUGUUGAAGAAGCUGUGGUUGCUGGAGAUGGCUUCUGAAACCUAAGGCCAUUUCCCAUUGUUAUUCACAGAGCCAGUUACAAUGUUCUGUUCCAUUAAAUUCAUAUAUAAACUUAAA
Molecule: messenger RNA, 4588 nt
Organism: Galeopterus variegatus (Sunda flying lemur)
Lineage: Eukaryota; Metazoa; Chordata; Mammalia; Dermoptera; Cynocephalidae
Gene: ALPK2
Product: alpha-kinase 2
Exons: 9
Biological process (GO): protein phosphorylation
Molecular function (GO): protein serine/threonine kinase activity; ATP binding
Source: RefSeq, a predicted model, not a curated record